This is a messenger RNA of Phasianus colchicus (ring-necked pheasant), 3295 nucleotides long. RefSeq names its product MAPK associated protein 1 (gene MAPKAP1). Gene Ontology annotation, biological process: TORC2 signaling. The record is from RefSeq and is a predicted model, not a curated record. Gene Ontology annotation, molecular function: phosphatidylinositol-4,5-bisphosphate binding. Gene Ontology annotation, cellular component: plasma membrane; TORC2 complex; cytoplasm. NCBI's taxonomy places the organism in Eukaryota, Metazoa, Chordata, Aves, Galliformes, Phasianidae.
CGCGGCGCGGCCCUGCUCUCUCGCUGCCGCGGCGUUCCCCGGCCCCGGAAGCGCUGCCCGGCCCGCCGGCGGGGGGAGGCGGUGCCCGGCCCGGCUCCGCGUCGCGCCGCAGCCCGUACUGUGUCCAUGAUACAAGAUGGAGAGAAGAUAGUAUAGAGAAGUGGUGGUCUUGUGGGCAGAAUGGCUUUCCUGGACAACCCGACAAUUAUACUUGCUCACAUUCGGCAGUCACAUGUGACCAGUGAUGACACAGGGAUGUGUGAAAUGGUCCUGAUAGAUCAUGAUGUUGAUCUAGAGAAGUUUAAUCCCUCGUCAACAUGUGGAGAUAGUGCUUCAGAAUCACAGGGAAGCAAUGGUGAGACUCAGGGCUAUGUAUAUUCCCAAUCAGUCGACAUUACCUCAAGCUGGGACUUCGGAAUUAGAAGACGAUCCAACACAGCUCAGAGACUAGAACGUCUGCGGAAAGAGAGACAAAAUCAAAUAAAAUGCAAAAACGUGCAGUGGAAAGACAGAAACACUUCUUACUCAGCAGAGGAGCUGAGCUCACUAUUUGAAAAAAAGAAUUUCAGAGUAAGAUCUCCCUGUUCUGGGAAGCAGUCGAUUCUGUCUGUGCGACUUGAGCAGUGUCCACUACAGCUGAAUAACCCCUUCAAUGAGUACUCAAAAUUUGAUGGCAAGGGCCAUGUUGGUACCACGGCAACCAAAAAAAUUGAUGUCUACCUCCCACUGCAUGCAAACCAAGACAAACUGCAGCCCAUGACAGUUGUGACGAUAGCAAAUGCCAAGGUGCAUGACCUGAUUGGACUAAUAUGCUGGCAAUAUACAAGUGAGGGACGGGAACCAAAACUGAACGAGAACGUCAGUGCCUACUGCCUCCAUAUUGCUGAGGACGAUGGUGAGGUUGACACAGAUUUCCCACCCUUGGAUUCCAACGAGCCCAUUCACAAGUUUGGCUUCAGCACUCUGGCGUUGGUUGAAAAGUACUCCUCUCCUGGCCUGGCAGCAAAACAGUCGCUCUUUGUCCGAAUAAAUGCUGCUCAUGGAUUCUCACUUAUUCAGGUGGACAGUAUGAAGGUCACCAUGAAAGAUAUCUUGCAAAAGGCCUUAAAGAGAAGGAAAGGAUCACAGAGAGGCUCAGGUCCUCAGUAUCGGCUGGAGAAGCAGAGUGAACCUAAUGUCCCAGUAGAUUUAGACUGUACCUUGGAGAGCCAGAGCACUUUGGAAUUCUGCCUUGUCCGAGAGAACAGUUCGAGAGGAGAGGAGAUCUCAGAGGAGGACCCUCAGAUCGACAUAGCCACGGUGCAGGACAUGCUCAGCAGCCACCACUACAAGUCCUUCAAAGUCAGCAUGAUCCAUAGGCUUCGAUUCACCACUGAUGUUCAGUUAGGUAUUUCUGGAGACAAGGUAGAGAUAGACCCUGUUACUAAUCAGAAGGCCAGCACUAAGUUUUGGAUUAAGCAGAAACCCAUUUCAAUCGAUUCCGAACUCCUCUGUGCCUGUGACCUUGUGGAAGAAAAGAGCCCAAGUCAUGCAAUAUUUAAACUUACAUAUCUAAGCAAUCACGACUACAAACACCUGUACUUUGAAUCAGAUGCUGCUACUGUCAAUGAAAUUGUACUGAAGGUUAACUAUAUUCUGGAAUCGCGAGCAAGUACAGCCAGAGCAGAAUAUUUUGCUCAGAAACAAAGAAAACUGAACAGGAGAACAAGCUUUAGCUUCCAGAAGGAGAAGAAAUCGGGACAGCAGUAGCACCGGGCCUCAACAGAGCCUGACCGCCGUGUUCGGGGCGGGGGCUGCCGGUGGCCGGGGCAGAGCGGCGGAGCUCCAGCUGCUGAUGGCAGGAGCGGCCGGGGAGGGCAUCGGCAGGACCCCAUGUCUGGUGGCUGUAAGAUGAUCCCUCUUGGCGAGGGGAGGUCUCCCCUGCGACACAAAUAAAGAGCCAUAUCAGCCGGAAAGAAGACUGUUACGCUUCAGGUUCCUUUGAUUAGAAAUAAGAGAAUGACGUAGACUGGCAUCAUUUAAUUACUGUAUUAUGUACAAUCACAAGAAGAGAUGUGAUUACAUAUUAUUUCACAGCCUGGUUAAAAUAAAUUAUAUACAUCUGUAAUACACCCACGUACACGCAGGUAUUGCUUGUGACAUGAUCAAAUUUCUAAAAACAAAAUGUAGGACAAAUGUAUCCAUUUUUACUAUUAAUAAACAGAUGUAAUCUUUUUCAAGGUCCAUCUGAUGCACAGUUCUUUUGGGGGGAGGCUGCAGUCCCAGAUGGUUACGCUUCUGUUGCUGACGUGCAGGAGGCAACUGUGAGCCAGGAGCAGCAGCCGUGGCAGAGCGACUGGUGGGGGAGCGCUGAGGCAGUUCAGGUCUCUUCUGCUUCGUUCUUUUCAAAACAGGUUUCUGUAACUGCUCCUCAGCUUUGCAUCCCCUCUGUGGAAGGCACUUCCUGCAGCCAGCACCAAGGCAGCAUCUGCAGCCUGAGGAGAGCACGGCCCAGCGCUGAGGCCGGGCUGGCACCUGGUGCUGGGGGUGCCCCUCCUCCUUACUGUUGUUCUCUAGGAAUAAAAACAGAGACCUGCUUUGUACUGGGACUUGAGACUGUGCUGGCCUUGUCUGUCUUUAACAUAUCAGGGAACACGUGAAUGGGAUUUCAGGGAACCAGAGCUGCGUUUUGGUUCCGCUCACCAGAGGUGUCUUUCACAAAUCUCUCUAAGCUGCUGAUGCUGGAGCCCUGUGCUGCGGCCGUGGGUUUGUACCGUGCUGUACCCACAGCCCUGCGAGCUGCUCAGAGCCCGGCAGCACGGGCUGUGUGGGACUGUGGGGCUGUGUGGGACUGUGGGGCUGUGUGGGACUGUGGGGCUGUGUGGAGCUACACAGGCUCUGUGCUCCCCCAGCUGUACUGCAGCACCACCUCCAGCAGUGUGUGUCCUACCUUACUUUUGUACAAAAAACGCUCUGAGCCUUAACGUGCAGUGUGUGGAUAGCGGGAAGGCAGCAGGGCUCUGUGACAGCUGUCUGGUACAUUUAAGUUCUCUGUUUUAAAAGACUCUGUUUUGGAAGCACAUGAGUGCCGCCCCCCGGGGCUGCGUGGUCUCUGUGCAGUCUUCCACAGUUCCUAUUUGCAAAGGAUAAACAGGAGAAAACAUAUUUUAUAGUACAAUAUUGCAUUUUUAAGUAUUUUGUACGCACAAUUGCAGCACAGAUGCAAUGGAGGAAGACCUUUCCAAUAAUGCAAUGUAAAUUAUUCCUUUAUUCAGCUUUGUGAACUAUUUAACAUUAAAGUUGUUAUGUGAAUGUG